Lutzomyia longipalpis is the source of this 5718-nucleotide messenger RNA. RefSeq lists its product as uncharacterized. The transcript has 15 exons. The coding region runs from base 1012 to 4350 and encodes 1112 amino acids. The record is from RefSeq and is a predicted model, not a curated record. NCBI's taxonomy places the organism in Eukaryota, Metazoa, Arthropoda, Insecta, Diptera, Psychodidae.
CUCAGUUUGUACUCUCCGCUCAGUUUUGUGCUACCAAUUGACGAGAUUGGUGGGUACUUUGCGUGAAAUUUUUUUUCCGGAGUGUUUUGCCCAUUUGGUGGAGCAAAAGAGCACCUUUUUCGCACCGAAAAAGAACGUCCCAGAGUUCAUUGUACAUAGCACCCGAGACGCAGACGGAACCCUGAUGGUUGUUUUUUUGGGCGAUUUUUAAUCCUAAAACAUCCGUACUCGCACUAAAUGCAAUAGUUGUGAUUUUUUUCCAUUCAUUAAACGUGAUAUUUGCGCAAUUUUCUCAACAUCACCGCAAUUUUUUUUUUGAGUCUCUUCGCUCCCUUCGGUUUUUUUUCGCCCCAAACACCGUGCAACCUCCCUCCUGCCUAAAGCAUCUCUUUAUCUUCACUUUUUUUUUGCUUCAUGGUUGUAUAGCAAAGAAGAAACUCCUUUUACUUUCAAGAGUGUAUUCCAUGAGCUAAAAAAAAUAUAUAUUCUGCCUGAGAAAUGUGAAUUUAAUAUUUAAUCCAUGAAGUGAGAAAAUACAACUCAUCGCAAUAUUUUUCCUUCUCACAGUGUGUUUGAAUAAGAAGAGAAGUUUACCCGAAAAAAAAAGAGCUCAGUGUAUGUGGAAAUAAAUUUUCCAACGACGGUAAUCCACAGUGAAGAGUGGUACAAGAGUGCACUACAUUAAGAAAAAGAAAAAAAGAGCCUAUUAAAUUUAGAAAGAACACAAAAGUCAUGCAAUUCAUGGAGGUUUUAAUGUGGAUGGCGGUGUUGUUGAAAUGCUGAGAGAUUUUCUCAAUGAUUAUGUGUUAAAAAUAAUAUUUUGUAAAUGAAGUGUGGUCAUGCUGAGAAUACGUGAAGUUCAUCUGAAAAUUUGGAAUUUGUGUUUUUGAUAGUUUUUGGGCACACACAAAAAAAUUUUCUACGUCAACUCCGGAGAAGUUUUCCACAAAAGAGCGAUUUAAACAACCAGUAAAAAAAUAGAGGAAUUUUGAAUAUUUUACAACGUGUGCAAUGGCUCAGGCUGAAUCGAGACAGAUACUUCGAACGGACGGGGGGAUAGAUGAUGUGGAGAAAUCGCUGGAACUGCUCGAUAAGGUGUUAUCGGAGUUUGAAGAGCCAGAAUCUCUGCCUCCACCAGUUGAGCCUGAGAGCCCUUCGCAGGGCCAUCAAUCUGAAGACGAUGGCUACAUGAGUAUGAAUGGGCGACGGGCAAAAUUCUCCCCUGGCUUUCAAGCGACAGAUGAAGGGCUUCCACAUGGUACGAGCACAACUGAUGAGAGACCACCACCACCUGAGGAAGCCGAACGAAUCAUCUCGAAUAUUUUACCCAGAAUUUCACCAACAACUAGUCCACUUUCGAGUUCGACCAAGGAGCAACUUGAUGGUAUCUUUGCACGAAUGCGAAAAAUUGAAAAGACGCCAACGGACACGGAAAUUGGUGAAAAGGCAACAACAAGAAUUGAAAGCGGAAAUCAUGCGCAGCAGACUACAUUGCCAAAAGCACGUCCUGUGACCGUUGCGGCGAGUCGCUAUGGGAGUUUACCGAAUUCUAGUCCACCCCGUGAAUUGGGGGUGAAUCGCGUGAAGGACCAAACUGUAGAGGCUUCAGCAGACUUAGGUGGGGGUGGGAAGACAAUUUUGGGUAUGGGAAUAAGUGCGGUGCACGAUGCCGUCUUACGUGGGGUUGGUGUGGGAAAAAUUCCAGAGCCAAUUGUGAAUGAGCAUCCUGUUACGAUUUAUCCGGGACGUGCUUCUUCACCGCGCCGGGGAUCACGCAAUACAUCAUCGUCAAUGGAGCGACAUCGUGACAUUUGCAAGAAUUCAUCCCAUUUGCUGUACGAUCAACAGGAUUCAGCGACAUCGGCAUCGUCGGCAUCAUCGGAUGAGAGCAAUCAUCUCAAUCCACCCCCCUUAGCUAUUUUAAGCAAUUCUCCGUCCGCCCAGCAAUUGCUGCAGCAGCAGGAGCUCCUCUCCAAAUCACCACCAUCUUCGAUAAUAAUGCAGAAGAAUAUUCACAAUUUGAAUCGCAUUAAAGUACGACAUGGCCAUAAUAAGAAUAAUUCCAUCAAUUUCGACGGAACACCCGGUACGGGGAUUCGUCCAAAUGACAGUGAUGAUUUCUCCGAUGAUUCCCUCGAGGAAACAUCCCUGCCACCGCCGCCGCCACCCCCAGUGGUACCGCCACCGCCUACACUGUCGGCACCAGUGACGCCUAGCAAGAGGGGCAGCAUUGCAUGGGAGAUUAAUUUGGAUGACUCCGUCAGUGGGACGGAUGAACCCCCGAAGGCGGCACAGUCGCACGAGUCCAUCAAUGCAAAGCAACUUUCUGGACGUCGUCCAAAACGAAGUACUUCGGGUUCACAAUCUAGUCUGGCAUCAACUCCUGGUCAUAGUGGUACGAGCAAUAAACGAACUGGAUCAGCCGAAUGGCCAGAUCCACCUGAGGCACCAAUUUGCAGUACAGAAGAUGAAGCAGCGUCUAUUUAUUCGGAUUCUGAUGAAGUCAUUCCAUAUCCCACGAGCUUCCUGGGGCAGGGAACAUAUGUUAUCCGGAAGGGUAGAAAGCAGCGUCAACGGGUGGCGAAUAUUGAGGGGGUGUCAUCAGUUAACAGCAGCCGAUAUGGGCGAGAGAGUGGUGGGAAUAUUGAGUUACCGAGCCCCGUCUAUCCUGCCUCAAUGCUCAUUCCCAAUUCGAGGCAUAGCAUAGAUUUGGGAUCACCACCUCCGCCACCUCCGCCCAUCAUGAAUUCACUUUGUUCACCAAGAUCACGUUUAUCAUUAGACUUAAGUUCACCUACCUCAGAGCUUCCUGCAUCAGCAUCAGUCACAAAUAGCACCACUGUAAUCUCACCAAGAUAUUCUGAAUUCAAAACGUACAGUUCCACAUUUGAUGGGCUCCAAGCACUUGAUACAAGCAAUACCGGACAGGCAGCUACAACGGGCUAUAGCAAUGGAUACUCACUAACUCGUGUGGCAUCGUUACCAGCAAUUACACCACCGCAUUCGGGUGGAGAAAAUCUGUCAACCCCACGCCGAGAGCUCGCACCACCCAUCGAAGAAGAUGAGGAGCAGGACAGUGAAUCCCAACGUGGGGCCCCAUUGCGGCAAAUUGAGAACAACAUCAGUGCAUUGCUGCGUGGUGAUAUCCCCGUGGCUCGUGUUGCGGACAUCCCAAUGAUCCGACGACCGUUGGGCUUCCGUCCGGGUGUCCACAAGUCGGAGAGUGCCAAAGAGAUGCUACUGUCGCAGUCGGUGUUUGGGCCACUGCCACCGUCACCGCCGAGCUCUAGUCCCGAAAUGGAGAGUGAUGGAUUCCCGCCACUUCCGCCAUCGCCGCGACAUGAGGCCAAAGAUGAGUACCUUGACAUGAAGCGAACACCACGGCUGCCGCCAAAGCGCACCGAUAGCUACUACCAGGAGAAUGAGGAGGAUCAACCGCCGGCGGUGCCGCCGCAUCGUGGCCCAUCGCUCAAUACACUGAAAACACGAUCAAUGGAUGCGGGUUUCAGCAAAUCCUACCGCAAUGGUACUUUCUCAUCCACCUCGCCCCAUGGCCCCGGCACAUUGCCGUCAGAAUUGGCGGGCGUGGGUGGGUGUGGCGGCGGGGGUGGUAGCGGAAUUGGCUCCAGACGACGCUUUAUGUCGGGUGCAUUCCCCAAAAGGUCCGGACAGAGUCCGCGCGAGGAGCGACGCCUUCAGACAUCGUGUAGCUUGCCAGAGACACCCAUUUUUGCAAGAGGGUGCGAUAUUCCCCGGACGCCACAUCGUCGUGCACCAGAUUUACCAAAUUCAGGAACAGGAAGUCGAACGGCACCACGUUCGGGGAACAAUUCAACUCAUUCUACAUCAAUGGGUACCUCCAUUGUGGGAAUUGGAAAUCCGGUGGGAAGUCGCCAGAGGAAUAUAAAUCACCUGCUUGCGAGUGGUGAGAUGCUACGCCUAGCUGGUGGCCCAGCACGCGGAUGGUAUCCGAAGCAGAGACACCGCCCGGCAUCCACGGAGAAUCUCGAUCGGCUGCACCAUCAGGCACAGGGGAUCCGAGCAUGGGAUGCUGGUACGAGUAGCCGCAAACCGCUCACUCUGCCGCCAAACCUCACACCCAAAUUUUUCAACAAGUCGCCACGUGAGGCAUUGCGACGUGUCACUAGUUUACUCAUUCGCAAAGGCAACAGUUCCAAAGAAGCAAAACGUGAUAGCCAACGAGAGAGGGAUUUGCACAUGACACAGUCACACUACAAUCCUUCUGGUGCAUUAGCAGAAGAACCUCAGAAAAAUCCAACGACGCAGAAAAAGAAAGGAUUCUUCAAGAGCUUCUGGAAGAAAUCAAAGCACUACUCACUGGAACAAUAAUUGCCCCAUUUUGUGCGGCGCCCCUUUUGGCGACGGAAGCACGCACAGAAGAGCCCUAAAAUGAACGAGUGGAGGGGGUGGGUAAGGCUAAAGAAAAGAUGAAAAGGGGUUAAAAAAAAAACUCAAGUGAACGGGAUGUGUGCACACAAAAAGGAUGAAAAGGAUGGAAAUGUAAUUUUUAGAAUUUACACAUUUAGUAAGGACUUUUCACCAUAUUUUUCCCCGAUAUAUAGUCAUGUGCAAGUAUAUAAAUGAAAGAAUAAAAGCUCUCUCUUUCUCUCUCUCUCUCUUGUACACCUCCCCACGGAGGGGAGGAACGUGAGAGAGGAAAAUUGGAGAAGAAGAGUUGAAUAUUAUAAAGAUGUGGGGGUGUGAUUACCACAUUCGUGCAAUUUAAGCAAAAAAAAUAGAUUUCUUUUAAAGUUUUUUUUCUCCCUAAUUUUCACAACCAUCUGUGCCAUCUUUGUGUUUUCUUUUUGAUUUAUUAUCCACACAAAAACCCAUAGAAAGAGAUUAUUUUAUUCAAUUUUUUCUUUAAUUUUUAUCUCUUCUCUUGGAUUUCGUUAUCCUUCUGUUCCGUUAAAACUUUUAAGAAAUAAUUUUUGAAUAAGGAAGGAUAAAAUAAAACUUUCUACAAACUGCCAUUAAUUAGGAAAUCGAAUGGAAAAUGCAAUUUUCACAUUUAAAUUUACCAAAAAUAAAAGAAAACGGAAAUGAUUUAAAUGAAUAAAAACCCCUCUGAUGAAAAUUAAUCUAAAAAAAAAUAAAUAAAAUAAAACUCCUUUCCUAUUAGGAAAUGUGGAUCCUGAAAGAAUUUUUGCGCAAAUGUGCUGAUAAAAUAAAAUUAAAAAAAAACAAAAAUAAAUAUAAAUUUUGUAAUGGCCUAGAAAAUUAAAAUUUAUAUAAUAAAAAUAAGGGAGAAGUAGGUAAGUUAAAAGAAAAGAAAAGUGAAGAAAACACGUAACAUUUCCAUGAAAAUUCAUUAUAUAAACAGCUAAAAGUAAAAAUUGAUAAAAAAAAGAUUGAAUUAACCUGUACAUAUUACAUUUAUAGACUUAUCAUGAAAUUGUUAGAAGAUGAACUCCAAUUUUUUCUAUUGCGCAAAUUUCCCUUAAAAAAAAAAACAAUUGAUAAAUAGAAAAACUUUUCAAUUUUCAAUAAAAAAAAAAUAUUAACAUUUUCAAGAAGAAAAAAAGUAGAACAACUUUCAUAUAGAAAAAAAGAAAAUCACAGAAUUAAAGACGAAAUCAUUGAUAGGCAUACAAUAAAAUAUUUUUAUAGAAUAAUGUUAGAUACAGCAGAGAGCAAGGAAAGAACUUUGAAAUAUUUCAUGAAGAAAAACGAUACAAAGAAAUAGCUAAAAACGCA